Messenger RNA from Linum tenue, 1527 nucleotides. NCBI's taxonomy places the organism in Eukaryota, Viridiplantae, Streptophyta, Magnoliopsida, Malpighiales, Linaceae. The record is from the annotation of a GenBank genome assembly.
AUGACGAGCAGUAGUAUUAGUGGUAAUGAUAAUCGGCGGCGGCGGCCGCCGCCUUCGCCGCCGAAGCUUCCGCUCCUCGGAAACCUCCACCAAAUCGGCAACUACCCGCACCGGACCUUCGUCCGGCUGGCGGAGCGGUACGGAUCCCCUCUCCUGCUGUUCCACUUCGGCAGCCGGCCGGUGGUCGUGGUCACCACGUCGGAGGCGGCGCGUGAGGUGUUGAAGACCCACGACGUCGUCUCGGCGGGGAAGCCCGAGUUCGGAACCCUCAAGAAGCUUCUCUACGACGGCAAGGACGUCGCCACGUGUCCCUACGGCGAGUACUGGAGGCAGACCCGACGGCUCUGCGUGAUGCACCUCCUCAGCAACAGGAAGGUCCUGUCCUGCCGUGCAGCCAGGGAGGAAGAGGUUGGGUUGCUGGUCAAUCGGAUUAGAAAGGAUGUUGAAAGACGUGAGCCGGUGAACUUGAGCGAACUCCUUUCCUGCCUCGCCAACGACGUCAUUUGCCGGACAGCUUUCGGUCGGAAGUACAGCAUCGGCACUACCGCCGCCGCCGGCGGCCACCAUGGCGGCGCCACCAACUUCAGGGACCAGCUGGCGGAGUUCAUGGAGUUGCUGGGCGCUUUCAGCGUGGGCGACUUCAUCCCUAGCCUCUCGUGGGUGAACCGGCUGACCGGGUUCGAUGCCCGGGUCGACCGAGUUGCCAGUCAGUUUGAUGAGUUGCUUGAAGGAGCCGUGGAGGAAGGUUUGGCCCGUUUGGAGAAACAGACGAUCGAUGUGGAAGGCGGCGACGACGACGACAGCCAAGCACCCUUCAUCGACGUCUUGCUCCGUCUGCAAAAGGACAGCUCGGAAGCGUUCCGCCUUGAUAGAGAGGGCAUCAAAGCUGUGAUCUUGGACCUGUUCGUGGGAGGAACAGACACGACAUCGACGCUUCUCGAAUGGACAAUGUCUGAGCUGAUAAAGCAUCCUAGGGUGAUGAAGAAGCUGCAGGAGGAGCUAAGAACCAAAAUCGGCCGCGAAAUCGAGACGGUCCACGAGGCCGAUUUGGUGGAAGAACUGGAGUACCUGAACCUCGUCAUCAGAGAGACGAUCCGCCUGCACCCUCCGAUCCCGUUGCUGGCUCCAAGACAGAUGACUCAGGACGCGACCAUAAUGGGUUACGACGUGCCAUCGGGGACCAUGAUCAUGACCAACGCCUGGGGGAUUGGAAGGGACGCCAAGGACUGGCCCGAGUCGCCGGAAGCAUUCUGGCCGGAGAGAUUUCUCGACGGUAAUAAUGUGGAUUUCAGGGGCCAGGAUUACCAGUUGAUCCCGUUUGGCGCCGGAAGGAGAGGGUGUCCGGGGAUAUCUUUCGCCCUCGCGGUGGUGGAGCUCGCACUGGCGAAUCUGGUGAGGAACUUCGAUUGGGAGCUUCCCGGCGGAGUUCGCGGGGAGGAUCUGGAUAUGACCGAGUGUGUUGGUCUCACAAUGCACCGCCAGCUCCCUCUUCUUGCUAUUCCCAACCGUUAUAUCGCUGUUGAUUGA